Leptopilina boulardi is the source of this 1803-nucleotide messenger RNA. RefSeq names its product 27 kDa hemolymph protein-like. The transcript is spliced from 5 exons. Lineage: Eukaryota; Metazoa; Arthropoda; Insecta; Hymenoptera; Figitidae. The record is from RefSeq and is a predicted model, not a curated record. The coding region runs from base 337 to 1143 and encodes 268 amino acids.
AAAAGAUUUAUUCAGUCAUUCAAGUAUCGGACAGUAUAGCGGGACUAGAACAAAAAUACUCACAGCGUUUUCUUAUCUUUGUACUUAUAUUGAAAAAACGUGUUGAAUCAUAGAAAUUUAUAUCGAAAUUAUUCAAAGAAUCUUUUGCCAUUCCGUGUUAAUUAUAUAAUUAUCAUCAUUUUUGUAUGUUUUUCAUUCAAAUGAUUUGAAAUAUUGUGAAAAUAAUUUACAUCUCUGAGAAAAUUUGUUGACAUUUCUACAUUUUGAGGUUAAGUUUCACCCGCAAGCCAAAUCUGUAAUAAAUAACAAGUGUUUCGUGUAUUAAACAUUACAAAAAUGAAGAUUAUCAUUAUAUCUAUCGUUAUUAUUGGUCUUUUUGCCAACUGUUUUACACAGGACACGAUUGAAAAUGCCGAUGAUGCUUUAAAUAAAAUUAAUUCAAUAAUCGAUAUACCAGAAUUGAAAAAUAUUAAUGCUUCUGCAUUGCCGGUGUCGGAAGCUGAGAAUGUAAUGAAGAAGAAAUGUGAAAAAAAUGGUGGACCAACAGCUUAUGAGACGGCAAAGAAAGGAGUUAUUGAUAUGGGUACUUGUAUAGCAUCACUGGUUAAUAUGACAAAAUUAAAUCAAGAAAUAGAAGAAGCCAAACCAACUGGCGAUUUGGAUGAAGUUUUUGCCAAAUACUGUAAAAAAUCCAUUGUUCUUAAACAUUGUGUACGUAAUUUAACCGAAGCAGUGAAUCCUUGUCUCGAAUCUGUGGAACAGGCACUUGAACCAAUUAUUCUAAAUAUUACAAAUAGCCUUUUGGAUUUUAUUUGCUUCAAGGAGGGCGACCGAAUCGCUUUAUUUAUCUCCACGGAUGGACCGAAAUGUUUCCAAGAUAAAAUGGCACCGAUUCAACAAUGUUUGAAUUCCACAUAUGGAGAAAGUAUUCAAAAUAUAAGUGCAAAUGUAACUUCCGUUUCGGAAAUGACUCUACCACUUUUUGUCUUGGACCACAAAUCUUGCAGCGAUAUGGUUAAAUUGCAAGGCUGUGUGGUAAAGGAGCUGGAAACAUGUAACGAUCAAACACCAGCUAAUAUUGCUGAAGCUCUCUUCAACUUUGUGAUAAAAGUAACACCUUGCGAAAAAUUGCUAGGAUUGUAAAGGACUACUUCACAAAAAUCUUACAAUUUAUCAUUUUCUAUUUUUGUGGACUUGGCCCCUGUUUGGCAUUAAGGUUAAAAAAAAAAAUUGCAAUAAAACAUUGCAAUUUACUUUGUAAGCAUUUAGUAACAUUCUACUGCAUGUGCCUUGCAAAAAAAAAAUAUUUUUUUUUAUGGCAAUCGCAUGCUACACUGUGAUAAAAAUAUUUUCUUAUCACGUGUUUUUUUUGCAUUCGAAUCAAAAAAGAGAAAUAUUUUAUGAUAAAAAAUAGUUUGUAAUUUUAUUAAGAUUUUUAUACUAAUUUACUCUCGCUUGUUUAGUCGUAAUUAGAACAAAACAAAAUUCUAAAUUUUUAAUGCUGUCCAUUUUUUUUUUUUUGUAAAAUUUCCUUUUUGAAAAAAUAAAAAAAAGGAAAUAGAAAUAAUUUGCAAAAAAAGACUAUUUCUGCAUGUCAAAGGGAUAAACAAGUUCUUUAACCAAAAUGUGCCUUUAUGUAAUAAUUAAUCUUUAGACAUUUUACAGCAUGCCAUAAUUUUGUAAUGCCAAAGGAUACAAUUAAGAUUAUUCUUAUACGAAUGUAAAAAUUAUAAAAAAAAAAUGAUGCAUCACACCUGUUACAUAAUUUUGUUAUUUUUAAUAAUAAUUAUCAUUGUUACACUA